Messenger RNA from Morus notabilis, 864 nucleotides. RefSeq lists its product as uncharacterized. Bases 94 to 714 code for a protein of 206 amino acids. NCBI's taxonomy places the organism in Eukaryota, Viridiplantae, Streptophyta, Magnoliopsida, Rosales, Moraceae. The record is from RefSeq and is a predicted model, not a curated record. The transcript has 2 exons.
CAACAACAACAAUAAUAAAAGCACAGAAAAAUCUCUUACAAAGAAUUUUUUUCUUUUUUUUUUUUUUUUGUUUUUGGGUUUUUCAUAUCAGCAAUGGCGUCUUUGCCGAUUCGUAGUCUUUUUCUCCCACUUUUCCUUUCUUCUCUUCUGUUGCUGAAUCACUAUGUGAAAUGCGACCAUGAUGUGGAAGAUUCGCUUCUUCAAAGCAUCAAUGCCUAUAGGGCUUCCUUGAACUUGACAGCUUUACAAAAGAACAAGAACGCGGAGUGUCUUGCUGAUGAAGUUUCCGAACAGUUCCAGAAUCAACCCUGCACAAACACGACGGGCUCUAACACCGUGACAGGAACUGAACCCCAGUUUGCAGACUACCCAAAUCUCUUAACCAAAUGCCAUCUGAACAUAUCCAACACAAGAGAUGGGGCUGUGUUGCCUGCUUGUGUUCCCAACUUGGAAUCUACUCUCGUCGUCUCCAACUUCACGAAGUCUCAAUACUCGGAUUACCUCAACGACACCAAGUAUUCAGGAAUCGGAAUCGGUCAUGAAGACAACUGGAUCGUUGUCGUUCUCACCACAAGCACACCUGAGGGAAGCUUUGUGCCUGCCCAAGACACCGUUGAUACAGGCAAAGCAAUCAAUACAGCCAGUUUUGUUCCCAAGAUUAGCUUUGUUUAUCACUUUUUGUUUUUGUUGUUUGCUUCCAUCUUAGUGUUAUAAACCAAGAGCACAGUCACAUAUACUCCUUUGUUUGCUCGAUUGUUUUUUCUUUUCUAUUUUUUUCUUGCAUAAAGACAUUCAAACCCCAUAUGUUUGAACAGGCUUUUAUUUCUUAAAUUUUUUAGUGCAUAUUAUAUUGGACUUCUCUAU